AUGAGUAGUUCAUCACCAGCACAUUCUUCAAUAUCAACAACAGCAAUAGCUGGAGAAAGAGGAGAACGAAAUGGCAGCAGCAAUCCUGCUUUGUCUACAGACGACUUCUUCUUCCCCAUUGAUCUGAUUUCUAUUCAAGAUCGCAAAGAAGAGGCAUUGCUUGUUAUAAAAUCUGAUCUGAUGGACGCACUUAACAAGGUGGUUAAAUCUCUUGAUGAAGAUAAUUGGAUCUUUGAAGGACCACGCCACCAUAUCAACCCUAUAUCAAGAAAAGUUUUCCGUGCAUUUUCUGCCUGCCUGAUACGAAUGUCAUAG
Messenger RNA from Prunus armeniaca (apricot), 315 nucleotides. The record is from the annotation of a GenBank genome assembly. NCBI's taxonomy places the organism in Eukaryota, Viridiplantae, Streptophyta, Magnoliopsida, Rosales, Rosaceae.